Molecule: messenger RNA, 579 nt
Organism: Camellia sinensis
Lineage: Eukaryota; Viridiplantae; Streptophyta; Magnoliopsida; Ericales; Theaceae
Source: RefSeq, a predicted model, not a curated record
AUGGUUCUUUAUGAUGUUGACAAAGUUUCCGAGAACAUUCAGCACUUGAUAAAAUGGAUCAUGGACUGUUACACAGAUUCAUGUAAACUCAUACUCUGCUCUGAAGAUGAUGUGGACAUUCUUGAACAAGUUAAAAAUUGCUGCAAAGUUAUUGAGGUUGAUGCUUCUGUGACUCAUGAAAUCAUGGAGGUUCUUAUUCAGAUAGCAAGGAAGGAAGACUUUGAUCUACCAUUGAGUUUCGUUGCUAAGAUUGUUACAAAGUCAAAGAAAAACCUUAGGAAAGCAAUUAUGGCUCUUGAAGCAUGCAAAGCACACAACUAUCCUUUUGUUGACGACCAACCAAUUCCACUGGGUUGGGAAGUGGUCCUAGAUGAACUUGCUACCGAAAUUCUAGCUGAUCCAUCACAUAAGAGAUUAUUUUAUAUACAGGGAAAGUUUCAAAAGCUUCUCGUGGAUUUUGUUAAACCCAAGCAAAUUCUUCAGGGAAGCUAUGAGCUGCCAGUAUUGCAAAGAAUUCAGGUUGAUGCAUCCAGCAUUAAUUUUUCUCAUGGUCCUCGAUACUUUCAGGAUAGAUAUUGA